Molecule: messenger RNA, 6403 nt
Organism: Psammomys obesus (fat sand rat)
Lineage: Eukaryota; Metazoa; Chordata; Mammalia; Rodentia; Muridae
Gene: Arnt2
Product: aryl hydrocarbon receptor nuclear translocator 2
Exons: 19
Coding region: 200-2335 (711 amino acids)
Biological process (GO): regulation of transcription by RNA polymerase II
Cellular component (GO): nucleus; aryl hydrocarbon receptor complex; transcription regulator complex
Molecular function (GO): protein dimerization activity; DNA-binding transcription factor activity, RNA polymerase II-specific; RNA polymerase II cis-regulatory region sequence-specific DNA binding
Source: RefSeq, a predicted model, not a curated record
GAAGGGAGGAGCGCGGGUGCGCGCGGAGGAGCGGGGCGCGCGCGGGGCGAGAGGAGCAGCGCGGGCAGGAGCGCGGGGCGCUCUCAGAGCGCGGGAGCGCGGGGAGCACCGCCCGCACCUUCCUUUGUGUGGCGCGGCCGCGGCGGCGCUGGCCCGCGCCGGGUCCCCGUCCCCGCCCCCGCCGGUCCCUCCCGGCAAGAUGGCAACCCCGGCCGCCGUCAACCCUCCGGAAAUGGCUUCAGACAUACCCGGAUCUGUGACCUUGCCUGUUGCCCCCAUGGCAGCCACUGGACAGGUGAGAAUGGCAGGGGCCAUGCCUGCCCGAGGAGGAAAGCGGCGAUCCGGAAUGGACUUCGAUGAUGAAGAUGGUGAAGGUCCCAGUAAAUUUUCAAGAGAGAACCACAGUGAGAUUGAGCGGCGCAGGCGGAACAAGAUGACUCAGUAUAUUACGGAGCUCUCCGACAUGGUUCCCACCUGCAGUGCACUGGCUCGGAAGCCAGACAAGCUCACCAUCCUGCGUAUGGCGGUCUCACACAUGAAGUCCAUGAGGGGCACCGGGAACAAAUCUACUGACGGCGCAUACAAGCCUUCCUUCCUCACUGAGCAGGAACUGAAGCAUCUCAUCCUUGAAGCCGCUGAUGGAUUUCUGUUUGUGGUGGCAGCUGAGACGGGGAGAGUGAUCUAUGUGUCUGAUUCUGUCACUCCUGUUCUGAACCAGCCACAGUCCGAGUGGUUUGGGAGCACCCUCUAUGAACAGGUGCACCCUGAUGACGUGGAGAAACUGAGAGAGCAGCUGUGCACUUCGGAAAACUCCAUGACAGGCCGCAUCCUGGACCUGAAGACCGGGACAGUGAAGAAGGAAGGACAGCAGUCGUCCAUGCGCAUGUGUAUGGGCUCUCGGCGCUCCUUCAUCUGUAGGAUGAGGUGUGGAAAUGCACCCUUGGAUCACCUGCCUUUGAACAGAAUAACCACCAUGAGGAAAAGGUUCAGAAAUGGCCUUGGCCCUGUAAAAGAAGGAGAAGCCCAGUAUGCUGUGGUCCACUGCACAGGUUACAUCAAGGCUUGGCCACCAGCAGGAAUGACCAUACCUGAAGAAGACGCUGAUGUAGGACAAGGCAGUAAAUAUUGCCUUGUGGCAAUCGGGCGGCUCCAGGUGACUAGCUCUCCUGUGUGCAUGGACAUGAGUGGCAUGUCAGUGCCCACAGAGUUCCUGUCACGUCAUAACUCUGAUGGGAUCAUCACCUUUGUGGACCCAAGAUGCAUCAGUGUGAUUGGCUACCAGCCCCAGGACCUUCUGGGAAAGGAUAUUUUGGAAUUCUGCCACCCUGAGGAUCAGAGCCACCUACGGGAGAGCUUCCAGCAGGUGGUUAAGCUGAAGGGCCAAGUGCUGUCGGUCAUGUAUCGGUUCCGCACCAAGAACCGAGAGUGGCUGUUGAUCCGCACCAGCAGCUUCACCUUCCAGAACCCCUACUCCGAUGAGAUCGAGUACGUCAUCUGCACUAACACCAAUGUCAAGCAGCUCCAACAGCAGCAGGCCGAACUGGAGGUGCACCAGCGAGACGGGCUGUCAUAUGACUUAUCUCAGGUCCCGGUACCCAAUCUACCUGCCAGUGUUCACGAGGCAGGGAAGUCUGUGGAUAAGGCAGAUGCAAUCUUCUCCCAAGAGAGAGACCCUCGUUUUGCCGAGAUGUUUGCAGGAAUCAGUGCAUCGGAGAAGAAGAUGAUGAGCUCAGCCUCAGCAUCAGGCAGUCAGCAGAUCUACUCCCAAGGAAGUCCAUUCCCUGCCGGGCACUCGGGCAAGGCCUUCAGCUCCUCCGUGGUCCACGUGCCUGGAGUGAAUGACAUUCAGUCUUCCUCCUCAACGGGCCAGAACAUAUCUCAGAUCUCCCGGCAGCUGAACCAGGGCCAAGUGGCAUGGACAGGCAGCCGUCCACCCUUCCCAGGGCAGCCCAGCAAGACACAGUCGUCCGCCUUCGGGAUUGGAUCAAGCCACCCCUACCCGGCUGACCCUUCUUCCUACAGUCCUCUCUCCAGCCCAGCUGCCUCCUCGCCAAGCGGAAAUGCGUACCCUAGUCUUGCCAACAGGACUCCAGGGUUCGCUGAGAGCGGACAGAGUGGCGGGCAGUUCCAGGGCCGGCCCUCGGAGGUCUGGUCUCAGUGGCAGAGCCAGCACCACGGGCAGCAGAGCGGUGAGCAGCACUCCCACCAGCAGCCUGGCCAGACUGAAGUGUUCCAGGACAUGCUGCCCAUGCCAGGGGACCCGACGCAGGGGACUGCCAACUAUAACAUCGAGGACUUUGCUGACCUGGGAAUGUUCCCUCCAUUUUCUGAGUAGCUCCAGGCAAAGCCAGGCUCCUGCUGCCCAGGCACUAUCCUUGUCAUGGCAUAGAUGCCCAUGUUCAAAGGCCCCCCCCUCACCCUGCUUGCCCUGCUGCAGGACCCCAGAAGUCCUUCUUACUCCCCAUCCUCCCUGGACAUGGCAUCACCUGGCUCUACCCCACAGCCUGGCUUCUUGGCUUUGGGAUCUUUGUAUUUAUUGUAUUUUAUCUGUGUGCUCGGAAGGGGACCUGCAGGUUCCUUAAAUUUCAUUGUGAAUAAUCUCUUAAUGGACAGUUUGCACCCAUCAAGUGUGUGCUUGGCAUCCACAAUGGCUGGCAGCACCAGCAGGUCUGCCUGGCGCAGAAGCUGGAUGUCUUUCUGCUUUUUCACAGCUGCUGCCUGGAGGCUUUGGGUCAGAGUGAGAGGCGGUAACCUGUGCAUUCUGUGCUGGGGCAGGAGCACAGGAUGUGAGGCCCCUACCAUGCGCUGUCCUUGAUAGCCUGAGGUCAAGUGUGCUUUAUACAGUGAGAAUCAAAGUUGUGACUUGGUAGAUGUACUGUGGCGUGUUGGUGUGUGUGGCCAGUGAGAGUGAGAAGCCGUCCCCACUCAGCUGCAUUUCAAAGGAGAGGGUGACUGGGGCCUGGAAGCUGGGCUGACAGCCAGCCCUCCAGCACUGUCCCCAGAAGUCAGGGCUAGGUUGCUGCUCCCUUUGUAAGCCAGUUCUUUGGUCCCCUGCCCCUUUCACAGACAUCCUCCACCGCUUAAAGUUCCUAGUCCUUCCUCCUUGCGACCUAGGAGAGCAUUCACUCUUCUCUUACUCGGCCUGAGGGACAGUGUCCUGACUUCAUGGAGGUCACUGCACCCUCGCUGCUGUGUAGCAGAACUGAGCUGCUUCUCUGCCCAGCCCCUUCAAGAAGCCACACCUGGCCCUCUGUGCAGGUUAGCAGGCCCUGCCUCGCAGGGCCCCUGACACCUUCUGCUCAGAGGCCCGGAGAGAAGGUGGAGCCACACUCUGGUGAAGGGUGCCCUGGGCCAGCUCAGCCUCUGUCCUCAGCAGGCAGGAGAGCCAGGAGUAUCUCAGAAGGGACACAGCCAGGCCUGAGGGGCCAGGGACUGUGCUCUGGCUACCCUCGUACAAGGUCGCAAAUUCCUCAGGGGUCUUAAGGUACAACUCUGAGCUAACUUCUGGAACAGUAGUUCUCAACCUUCGGGUUACAUUGGAGGUCAAACAACCCUUUCAUGGGGGUCACUUAUCAGAUAUCCUGUAUAUUAGGUAUUUACAUUACAAUUCAUAACAGAAGCAAAAUUACACUUAUGAAACAGCAACAAAAAUAACUUUAUGGUUGGAGGGUCACCACAACAUGAGGAACUGAGGAACUCUAUUUAAGGGUUGGAGAAUUAAGAAGGUUGAGAACCGCUGUUCUACAAGCUUCUAUCUGGCUUACCCCUGACACCAGAGUCGCUGUGUUGGUCAGAUUUUAAAGAGCUUCAGAUCCCACCCCAUUUUCAAGGUCCCCUGCUCCUCCCACAUCCCAUGUGCUACUGUAAGUGCUUGUCACCUCCCUUCACUUAAUUGACCCUCAUCUCAGGUAUCUCAUCACCAUGUAUCAGCCCACUGAUGCCCAAAUGUGAGAGAAGCCACAAAGCUCUAUUAGGCAGGCCCUGGGGUACCCCGGAGUCCCUUCAGGGACCCCUUGUUAGAACUGUAGAGGUGCAAGCUCUCAGAAGAGCCCUGCCUUGCUGCCUGGCUCCUGGAAAGUUGGGGUACAAUAGGCUCCAGGUUGCCCAAGGGUAGAAUGAGCAUGUGGAUUAAGGGCCUGGGAGUGUACCACUCCACUCAGACUCUCAGCUCUGCCUGGCAUCCAGGGAGUACCAGGGCUUUUACAGAACUCAGCUGCAAACUCUACUUGGCUCAGCAGAAUGCCCUUAGAGCAACCCACCCUAAGGGAUCCCCGUCCAUGACAAACUGUGGCCCCAGAGGUCCUCAAGCAUUUUCGAACCUUCCAUGGUGACAACAGUCUUACUUUCAUCCCAGCCUCAGAACCCCAAACAGUCUUCUACGUGUGCUGCCUGGCACAGUUUUUGUCCCCGGAAGCCUGCAGCUGGCCCCAGGUGGUGAGCACGAGAGAGAAAAAGACCAAAGCCAGCUUCAGGAGCAAAGAAUGCUGUUCGGUGAUGAAAACAGCCAUGGCCUUUAGCUGGCGCGUUCAGAGGUGUGGGAGCUGUGGGUUUGGUUGUACUGCCUUUGGAGGGAAGUGGGGGCUUUUCUUGCAUAUGUGACACGGGUGAAUACAUAAGCUGUCACACUGCUUUGGGUCCAGGGCACUGCAGAAGAAAUAGGACAGAAUUCUUGCUUGAGAUCAUUUCAUGUCUUUUCUCUCGUAAGAAGUUUAAGGUAUAGCCAACUUAGUCCUUGGUCCUGGAAGGCAGGGGUACGGGGGGAUUCAUGGACAACCACAAGCCAGACAAUACCAAAUGCCUCCUGCUUCCUCACAGUCUUAUCUAGGGAGCUCAGCAGGCUGGUUUGAACUCUGGGUCCUUUUCACAGCUCCUCUGCUUCUAUGUUGUGACUAGAAGCCACAUGUGGAGGAAGUGGGGGAGAAGCCAGAAAUGGAGAAUUUCACACACACACACACACACACACACACACACACACACACACAAGGUUUCUUUCACCCAAGUAUUUUUGAAACACACCAGAGUCAGAAUCAACACCAUUAUCCUGCAAAAGAACUUCCCUUGUAUGUCUUUCCCUGCUGAGGAAGCCGGGAUACUGGUCCUCCAGUUAAUGUCCAUCCAGCUACCUGUCCUGGUGACUGGCUUAGCAGCCUAGCAAGGGAUAAGGCAUGCUGGCUUCCUGUAGCUCUGUACCUCACCACUUCAUUUGAUGCUGAAGUCCAACGGGCUUCUCUUAGGCUGAACGAGCAGGAGAGGGACACGCAGGGACCACCUGAGUCAUUGGCAAGGGCACAGAGGCACCAGAGAAUGGGCCCAAGACCGUCAGGCCAGCCAAGGAUGGUUCUAGGACCCUGCCUUUGUGUCAUUCCUGACUAGUUUCCUCUUGGUUUCAGGGAGUGAAUGAGCCAGAAUGAACGCUCGUGCUCAGCUCAGCCCUUACUUGCAUUAUAAAGUGACUAUUAGGGGUAGUGAAGUUUGGAUGAGCAAUAGAACCCACACUGAGGAACUCACCCUCCCCUGUAAUUAGGACAGUGGGGCCCUUAGGUUAACCUGGCAAACAUCCACAUUCCCUCCAGUUCUGGCAGGUCCAGGAGGGGCCCCUGCAGCAUAGUUUAGCCAGUGAGCAGUAGCCUCUCCCAGGGUGAGCUCACCUGCUUCGUGACAGCUACGGCCUGUCACACAAGCAAAAACAAGCCAUUUUCUAACCACCAGUAACAAGGCAAGAUUAAAAGCCUCUUUAUAUGUGGCCACAGGCUUCUAUGUCCUAACUUGUCAGUCCACCCUCCCUUCCCCUACCAAGCUGAUGCUCACUUGAAGUGCCACCGCUGGAGAGACUGAAGCAGGAAGGGUCAGGAACUCAGGAGGUCAAGAACUACCUGGGCAGCAUAAUGAAACCAAUGUCAAAAACAAAUACAUACCUGAGUAACUUGGCCAAGUUUCACGUGCUGAGGAGUUACCAGCGCUCUGGCUGCCGGCGUCCUCCAUCGCCUAGAAUCUGGGACAGCUUUGAGGUAGCUCACAAGGGCACGAUGGGCACAUUUCCACUUGUGACAUGCCAUGUCUUGUGCCCUUAGCUGGAUUUGUUCAGGCAGCCUGCAAAGCCUUGUGGGUACUGGCUCUAGCAAAUAUGGAACUUUUCAUAGGCCAUCCAGGGCCUAGCAGUUUGCGUCAUCUAACCAUCUAUCCUUAAAAAAAAAAAAAUCACAAACAGGCUUCCAAGAACAGCAAGCACUUACUCAUCUCUUUUAGCCUUUCUUCUUAUGGAUGUGAACUGUGCCGUGGGUAAAUCAUUUGUAUUUCUUGAAUGUUCUGUAUGACUAACAGGUAUUAAGUCACUGGGUACGUGUAUAACUAAUGUAACUGCCUUUUAAAUUUUCAUUACAAUAAAAAAUGACUUUGCUCUGAA